UAAUCAUCAGUGUACGUUUCGUCCACUAGAUGAAAAUAGCAAUGUAUGAGAUAGUUUGGUUAUGUGUAAUUCUCUUGCUGGUUGGAAAUGCUACCAGCAAAACGUUACAGAAAACAUCGCCGAUAAAGGAAAGUUUUCACGACAGUAUUGUCAUGAAAAGAGAUGCGGCAAGUUUUUGCGCUGACAAAGCAGCUGGUGACUAUGCAAGUCCUGAUUCUUGCAGUAAUUACAUCACGUGCAGUUCUGGUAUUAACGUCGAAACCACGUGUCCACACAAUUUAUUAUAUGACGUCAUUCACCAUACUUGUGAUCACGAAUAUAAUUUUUUGACAUGUCCAGAUAUUUGUCCAAUUCCUGUGGAACAACCGUGUGAGACAAAAUUACCUCAAAAUACAGUGAAGAAAGCUUGCAAGAGAUGGCGAGCAGUUGACCUGCAGAGAGCUCGAGCAUGGUACAAACUUACUGAAGAAGGAAAAGAAAGAAAGAUUCUUUUCCCUUUUACAUUCAUACCAUGGUUGAACCAAAGCAUUGAAUCUGUUGUGUUUCAUACUGCAAUUGACCCCUUCGAAUCCAGAUGGGCUUCUCUUUUCAGCACCGUUCGAUCAGCGGUAGGAAAAGUAAAAUUAGGAAUAAUUGAACAAAUGUCAACAAAGGAAUUUUUUACAUAUGAUGAUUAUAAGCAAGUCUAUUAUUCUUUCAAUAAUGGGGUUAAGGCAUUGAAAACACCGCAAUACUAUGGAAAUCCAGCCUUCGAAAAUGCUAAAAAUAUUAUUGACAGCGAGCAAUGGACAUCAGACGACUUUUUUGUCAUGAAAAGAUUGGCUGGAGCAUGUCCGUUUCUUUUAAAAAGAGUGACCACGGAUAGAAGCGUUGGCUUUCAUAGAGAUCUCCUAAAGAAGCAAUUAAACCCAAGUUUUCCUUUUGAUCGAGCUCUUAGCAUUACAAUUGGAUACUCAAUUACAAUCGAUUCUGCUGUCUCUACCAACCGUUUGUACGUUCUUUAUCACGAGGAACACAAUGGUUUGGCAUCGUUGAAUGACAUGCUUGAUGUUAACCCAACGGACACGAGAGAUAUGAUGAAUACAACAUCGCCAAUUGCUUUGUUCGUGAAAGAUAACACCGGGGCUUUGAAAAUUGCAGCCAUUCAAAUUGAUUAUUUGCCAGAUUCGAAAGUGUACACCCCACACUCCAGUUCAGUGGAAUGGUUGACAGCCAAAGCGAUGGUCGAAUCUGCAGAUGGGAACAUCUGCCAAGCCAUGCAUCACCUCUCACACAUCCAUUUUUCAUCGACUGUAUACUGUACAAUAUUUCGACGUCAUUUUAGCAGACAACAUCCAAUUUACGACAUCAUGAAGUAUCACUGCGAGGGAAUGACACCUCAUAUCUCUCUAUCGUUUCCAGUCCUCUCGUUUCCAGAACAAGCAGGACAUAUGUUGUUAUCCGUUGGACACACAGGUUUCGUCAAGCUGGCCACUGACGCGUAUAACCAACACAGCUAUGAUUUGUUGGAUUACGAUAAACUGCUUUCUUCUCGUGGUAUUGAUGACAACAGCAUAAAAUACUAUCCAUUCCGAGAUGAUGCCAAAUUAAUAUGGGAAGAAUUGGACAUUUUUGCGACAGAUUUCGUUAACCUAUACUAUGCUUCAGAUUCAGUUGUCAGCGGAGAUACUGAACUUCAAAGUUUCGCUAAUGAAAUGUCGAUUUCUGGGAGAAAUGGUAAAGACGGAGGUAAUGGUAAGAUGAAAGGAUUUCCCGCUCAAUUUACAUCGACUUCUCAACUUCGAACGUUCAUACGACGAUUUAUCUGGAUGGUUGUCUUCCAUACUGUAGUUAAUUAUCCCGCCGAACCCUUUAACUCAUACGCACCGCUUGCACCCACGAAAAUGUACCAUGACACACACGCGGAUGCACAAACUAACUUUGCUCGUGUUUUACCGGAUGCUCCAACAACAAUAGGUAUCGCGGAGUUCGCCACUUUUCUUGGCAACACUCGCAUUAAUCGAAUCAUGGACCAUUAUGACAAAGUGGGUCACGAUUCACUUUCUUUACUCAUCAGAAAAUCAUACACACGCCUUCAUUCGUGCAUACAAGGUAUACUUAAGAAGAGAAACAAUGAGAGAGUUGCUAAUAAUCAACUACCGUACCGGUACUUAGAGCCUGAUUGGAUUCCAAACAGUGCUCAUAUUUAAUUCUGAGUGUAAACUGAGAAAAUAAUAAUAGAAAAAUAUGGUGAUAGUUAUUGCAA
This is a messenger RNA of Hydractinia symbiolongicarpus, 2245 nucleotides long. Its product is annotated as polyunsaturated fatty acid 5-lipoxygenase-like. The record is from RefSeq and is a predicted model, not a curated record. Gene Ontology annotation, cellular component: extracellular region. The coding region runs from base 30 to 2189 and encodes 719 amino acids. Gene Ontology annotation, biological process: lipid oxidation. The transcript has 12 exons. NCBI's taxonomy places the organism in Eukaryota, Metazoa, Cnidaria, Hydrozoa, Anthoathecata, Hydractiniidae. Gene Ontology annotation, molecular function: chitin binding; metal ion binding; oxidoreductase activity, acting on single donors with incorporation of molecular oxygen, incorporation of two atoms of oxygen.